Molecule: messenger RNA, 5116 nt
Organism: Callorhinchus milii (elephant shark)
Lineage: Eukaryota; Metazoa; Chordata; Chondrichthyes; Chimaeriformes; Callorhinchidae
Product: choline/ethanolaminephosphotransferase 1
Exons: 8
Coding region: 1-1287 (428 amino acids)
Biological process (GO): phosphatidylethanolamine biosynthetic process
Cellular component (GO): Golgi apparatus; endoplasmic reticulum membrane
Molecular function (GO): diacylglycerol cholinephosphotransferase activity; ethanolaminephosphotransferase activity
Source: RefSeq, a predicted model, not a curated record
AUGAACGCCCCGCGGGGCUCCCGGAGGCCGGCGGCUCGGCGCAGUGAGGGCGGGGGCGGGGAGGGCCGGGCCGGGCCGCGGGGCUCGGGGAAGGCCGGGGCCUGGGGCCUGGGCCUGGGCCUCGGGGCGCUGCACACACAGCCCCUGUCGCGGCAGCAGCUGAAGCGGUUGGAGGACCACCGGUACCGCAGCGCGGGCCGCUCGGUGCUGGAGCCGCUGCUGCAGUGCUGGUGGGAGUGGCUCGUGCGGCGGCUCCCGCUCUGGAUGGCCCCGAACGUCAUCACCAUCACCGGCCUCGCGCUCAAUGUCUGCACCACGUUAGUGCUCGUGUGUUACUGCCCAACCGCCACCGAACAGGCGCCUCUGUGGGCAUAUCUGGCCUGUGCUCUUGGGCUGUUUGUCUACCAGUCACUCGAUGCUAUUGAUGGGAAACAAGCGAGAAGAACAAACAGCAGUACUCCACUUGGAGAGCUGUUUGACCAUGGCUGUGAUUCCCUCUCCACAGUUUUCGUGGUGCUGGGAAUCUGCAUUGCUGUUCAGCUUGGCACCAACCCAGACUGGAUGUUCUUCUGUUGCUUUGCUGGAGUCUUCAUGUUUUACUGCGCGCAUUGGCAGACCUACGUCUCUGGGACCCUGCGUUUCGGCAUAUUCGCUAUGACAGAAGCUCAGAUUUGUAUUGUAAUGGCACAGAUUGUGACAGUGAUUGGGGGCCCUUCAUUGUGGAAUAUGAUGAUUCCAGUCUUGGACAUCCAGGUGAAGAUUGUGCCAGCACUCUUUGUAUUAGCAGGAGCUAUUUUCUCCUGUACCAACUAUUUCCGAGUCAUCUUCACUGGUGGUAUUGGCAAAAAUGGUUCCACCAUAGCAGGAACGAGCGUGCUUUCCCCUUUCUUCCACAUAGGCACUGUAAUCACUCUGGCAAUAAUGAUCUACAAGAAAUCUACCAGCCAACUAUUUGAGAACAAUCCCUGCCUCUACAUUCUUGCGUUUGGCCUUGUUUCUGCAAAGAUAACCAACAAAUUAGUGGUCGCCCACAUGACGAAAAGUGAGAUGCAUUUGCAGGACACAGCAUUUAUCGGCCCAGGCCUCCUAUUCCUAGACCAAUACUUCAACAGUUUUAUAAAUGAGUAUUUGGUGCUCUGGAUUGCUUUGGUCUGGUCACUGUUUGAUUUAAUCCGUUACUCUGUUGGUGUUUGCAACCAGAUUGCCUCCCACCUUCACAUUAAUGUCUUCAAAAUCACUCCUCCAACAUCGCUGGGGAGUCAGCCAGACCACAACCAUCACCAGUGACCACACGUGUUCAUGAAAGGAGGAGACAAUAGAACACAGCCGAGGGAAUGUACAUAAAGAGAAAACUGAACAAAAUCUUAAUUUAUAGUUGAAUCAUUGUUCUGUGCAAUUUUUUAUUUAAAGCCUGAGUUUCUGAAUGAAGACUAACACGCCUAAACUAGCAUAUAAUGAUGGGAGGAGCUCAAUCUACCCCCUGUGUGCAUGCAUACCUGUAACGUUGCCUCAAAGGCACCUCAACACAGCUCAAAGGAAGUGGGUUCCCCGAUGGAGGCAUUGUGGGAAGAAUAAUCAUCUGCUCAAUACCUAUUGUGGAUUAACUCCAGUACCCGAUGUAGUUAUGAAAAGGUAUGUUCGGUCUAUCUUAGGUUUGGAAUUUUUGUCUAGUCCUACAGGACACACACAUUAGAGGUUUCAAAAUGUCUGUGCUUUUGUAUGCCAGUAUCAAAGGGUUUGGAAACUGGACCUUGGGAGAGCUAGAAGGCUGGAUAGUGGCUACGCAGCUGAUGCUGACUGAAGCCACACAAUGCUGGUGAGAUGUAGCUCACCACGAUUCUCAAUAGCAUAAACAAGAUAUUUUUGACUUUUAAAUUUCUAAGUCUUUUUAGGAUUUGAAAGAAAAGUAUAACUGGAGCAGUGGCACCUGUUGUGGAUUGUGUCCCUGAUCCAGUUUGUUAGUGUAUUUUCUGACCGCCCGUUACACCAGUGGAACUGUGUUCUACACAGAAGUGUACGAUUGAAGGGAAAUGGAAAGGUUUGUAUUGGUCUCUUGUGUCUAAGCGCAAGGCCUUUUGAUGUGCUUCAUCCCCUUUUUGUGAUGGAGCAAAGUGCUUAGAUGCUUAAUGUCAGUUUCAAUAAUAUCAGUGUGCAGAAUCUGCAAUGUCUCCAAAGGUCAGCCCCUGGAGUUGAAGCCAACUCACUGCCAGGUGGGUACUGCUGCUCAAGGACAGGUACCUCCACUUUGUUGUUGCCUCUGAGCCUAGAAAUAUCCCAAUGCGAGUCACAAUACCUUUCUGAUCACGCUGCUACAUAGGUGCUAUUAAAAGAAUAAAACAUUUCAAUUGUAAAUCUGCAUUGAGCAAUAAUACAUUAACAAUUGCCCACUUUGCAAAUCCUUUGAACCUAGAACAUUUUCUGUGUAUUAGGCUUGAAACCCUCCCUCUAUAUGUCUUUAACGUGCAUUACAACCUCAAAUAGUUACAGUCCCUGGAAGUUGAAUGGUUCAUAGUUAGGUGUAAAUGUAAAGAUUUACUCUAUAAUGGACGAUGAUCCUACUCUCCAAUACUGAAUUAUCAAACGUUACUGUCUAUUAGUCAAAAAUGUAAUUCAGCCGAUGAGGAACAGAAGGGACUUGGUGUGUGAAUAAAUGCCACUCAGGACAUGCAGUGUUGGCCAAUCGUGGUGUGUUCUACCCCCUACCUCAUAGGCUGUUGUCAUUCUUCAAAUGGAAGUGUCAAGCACCUGAUCCUGUGUGGCAGUUGUAUGUGGAGAAUGAAGAGCCGUGUGACUAUCUCAUUUGAACUGAACUACAAAGUACAAAAAAAAUACAGAGCUUUUUUGUAUGUGGGUCACAUGAGUCCCAUCUAUAAUGUGGGCAGUGCAGUUCCUGUUGCUGUGCAUCUGUUGUCUGAUUUAUGAAUGAGAAUCAAUGGAAAUGGAUUAAAAUAAUCAUAAUCCAACUAUUCGGACAAGUUUUUGGAUUGCCAGGGCUAAUGGUUCCGCAGUGCCGACAUUAUCUACUUGUUACAUAAAUCUCUUCCUCGCCUCUCCGGCUGACCAGUGUUGCUACUGCAAGUUUGAAGUAGCCAUUGUAAAUUACUGCACGAUGAACCUUUCUAGUUGCCAUCACUGAGAGGGGUAUUUGUAACUGAGAAAAUGAUAAUCUAAUGGUAUACAGUGAAAAAUGGUUUGAAAUGUGCUGAUGAGGCUUUCAGUUGAAAGUUUCAACUGUAUUUCUCUGCAAAACACCCAUAGAACCACGGCCUACAGCCAUUAUCGGCAUAGAAGCAAAAUUGGGGGAACUGGAUUUGCUUAAGUCUGAGUAAAAAGUUCUUUGACUCAUUGUUGAUUGGUAACAAUACUCGUGGCUUGUACGCUUAUACUCUGGAGCACUGCUGUCAUGAAACUCACCCUUUUGACUAAAUCAUCACUUAUGUUAAGUAAUGUGCGUCUUUUGGAAAUGACAGAAAACAUUCCCCUCAUUUAUUGGUUAAAAAAACCUGCUAUAAAUUAGAAAUCUGUUUUCAAAAGUUCCAAAUGUUUAGAGAAGAAUAAAUGUCCUGUAUUGUUUGUUUCAAUAACAAAUGGAAAGAUUCUCACCGUUUGUGUAAUGGUAGUCUGGUGCUAAUUCUUAGGUUGGCUAUUGGUCCCUUAUCAACCUGUUAUAAAAUGGGUGUGAUUUGGCGCCACUACCACCAGUCUAAUUUGUCCUGUGUGCUGAUAACCUGUAGGCUAGGAUAGAGAAGCAGCGUAUAAAGUUAGCCUGCCCCUCUCUGUAAGUUGCUCUCGUUCAUCAGGAGCUUUACCAUAUAGUGACCUUAUGUAUGUUUUUGUCUUCUGCUAUGGAGAUCCUGGAUAACUGGACAAGGCAAAAUGGCAAUACACAGAAAGUCACCAUGCAUAUCUAAGGAAACCCUUUCAUAUUAUUGCUUUAAAUUGCUUUUGCACGAGGGAUCUUUGAUUUGUUCAGCAAUGUGAUAACGUGACACAAUCAGGCAGCGAUUGAGGGUGGGAAUGUGAAUUUGUAUUUCUGUGUUUUCAUUUGGAGUUUGAUCUACUCUGCUCGCGAAGCCCUACCCUUGGAUUCACAAACCAGUGGCUAGUAUUUAUUUUGAUCAAUGUGUAUUUAUUAUUAUAUUCUUUUUCUAAUGUGACACUCCUUUCUUGUACACAUACUACUUUCAGUAUUUUGAACAGUGCAGGGCUGUAGUUAAACAAACCGUAUAAACGUUGUUGGUGUAGUCAUUGAAAGGUCUCAUAUUUGGCCUAUAAAUUUUCAGACACUCCAGUUCUUGUCUAUUCUAUUGCAAUGCAGACUGAGUAACCAUGCACCAGUUUAUUACCUCCCCCUAAACCUCAGCAAAACCAGUCCACAUCUCAUUGAAAAUAACAAAACUAUGCAAAUCUGAAACUUGUGCACUGCCUGAAUUGGCUCAAAUUCCUUCACUAUUUACAGUGACUUGGGGCUCGAUGGAAAAUGUAAAAAAGCCACAAAUGUGUUUACGAAUAAAUAGCUUAGUGUGUUUUAUAACCUCACUUCCCUUAUAUUUACAGAACUUGGUUGGACUUGUACUUCUGCAGUUUUGUUAAAUUUGCAGCAAUUGGUCUCUUUCAGUAAAUUAUUACUCUUAAGCAAGAAGUUUUUUUUCUAUGGUGUGCUGUGAUUACUUGUCAAUCCGAAGCUGCACUCGGAUCAGAGGCCACAGCUGCAGCCCUGUCUGUCACCAGAUUUCCAAAAAGCCAGAGACAAUGAGAAUGAACCAAAGUGCUGUUUUCUGCCACGUUUUCAUGUGCUCUUCCUGACUGCACAAAGUUUUGACAUUUUCGUCACCAGUGAACAUCCAUCCUGUUGUGUAACUGGAUUUAACUGACUGGAUUCCUGUGUCAGCGCCUUUCACUUUGGCAACGGGAUGUAAUGUUUAGAUGAAAGCGAUGAAGAUUUCAUUUGUUUUUUUUUGCACAAAUAUACAUUUCUUUAUGUACAAACAUGCAAAUGACUUUCACCUAUUUUUGCCUUUUCAUGUAACCAAAACUCUUUGAAUCUUUAUGCAUACUUGUAAUUUUCUGUUGCAUUUAAUUUUAAAUAAAAAAACUAAACGCUGGUGUAAAUAAA